AUGUCGGCCGUGGAGUGCUCGAGUAUCGCGACACAUGACUUAUCGGAUAAGUCAACAACAAAUGCAUCUAAACGUGGCAAUGGCAAUGUGAACAACAACAAUAGUGCGCGUUCCAGUCGCGUCGGCAGCGCCACAAGCGCCGAAUCCAACUCGACCUGUGUCCUGGCAGAGCAGCGUUUUGGCUGGCAAGGAUUUCGGCCUCAGUGGCUGCAGCGUUUUGCCACCGCCAAGUGGGCCCUAUUCUGGCUAUGCAUUUGUGGAGCCUUGCAAGGUCUGAUUGUUAACGGAUUUAUCAAUGUGGUCAUAUCCACGAUCGAGAGACGUUUCGGAUUGCGUUCGAGGCAGACGGGAUUGGUGGCCAGCGGCUACGAUCUGGCCUCCUUCGCUUGCCUCGUACCAGUUACCUACUUUGGGGGCAAGAAGGGCGCUUCGAAGCCCCUCUUUAUCGGCAUUGGCAUGCUGUUGAUGGGCAUGGGGUCUUUGGUAUUCUCGCUGCCGCAUUUCCUCGUGGGCAGCUAUCGGGCAACCAUAGCCGAAUCGAAUGUGUGUGAGCCAGACAGCAUCCUGAACGGAACGGAGUCGGCCCAGAAUGGAUGCUACGCCGAUGCGGAGGAGGGGGGCGUCUUGAGCGAGAAUUUAACUUGGACUGUGUGGUUCUUUUUUGCGGCACAACUUCUGCAUGGCGCCGGUGCUUCCCCGCUCUUCACGCUCGGCGUCACUUACAUCGAUGAGAAUGUCUCAAAGAAGAUGUCGUCCGUCUACUUGGGAUUCUAUUACACGAUGGCCAUUAUUGGACCCGCCAUUGGCUACGUUCUGGGCGGUCAAUUGUUGCUCAUCUAUACGGAUUUCUUCACCAUGGAUGCGGCCGACUUGAGCCUGACGAGCGAGAGCAAAGUGUGGAUUGGUGCCUGGUGGAUUGGAUUCGUCUUUGCGGCCGUGGCCUGUGUCCUUGUGGCUAUACCCAUAAUUGGCUAUCCCAAGUCGUUGCCUGGCGCUGAGAAACUGCAGUUGGCCAAAGUUUCGGAGGCACAUGCCGCCCAGAGCGUGGAGCGUGGAGAUGGAGCCAAGCGGAGCGGUCGCUUUGGAAAGCUGUUGCAUGAUGUGUGGACGCUUUCGAAAAAUCCCACAUUCGUUUUUCUGAACUUGGCGGGGGCUACAGAGGGUCUGGUAAUCGCCGGAUUUGCCGCCUUUCUGCCCAAACAAAUCGAGAAUCAGUUCAGCAUAUCGCCCGUCAUAUCGGCGCUAGUCAUGGGAGUUAUUUCGGUGCCCGCAGGAGGCGGCGGCACCUUUCUGGGUGGCUAUUUGGUGAAGAAGUGGAAUUUGGCCUGUCGUGGCAUCAUCAGGAUGUGUCUGCUGGCCACAGUGGUGGCCACUUUCUUUACCAGCUGCUUCAUGCUCACGUGUCCCAACAUGGGCUUCGCUGGCGUCACUGUGGACUAUCCGACGACCAAUAGCUUGAACCGUGGAACAGCAAAGCAGCUGCCCAAUUUGGAGGCUGCCUGCAACAGAAAUUGUGGCUGCAUACGCUCCAAUUACGAUCCGGUUUGCGGCGCCAAUGGUGUCAUGUACUAUAGUCCUUGUUUUGCGGGCUGCAGCGAGGAGCAGAGUGCCGGGCAUCUGAUGCACUUCAGCAACUGUAGUUGUGUCGAGGCGGCAGAGAGACCGACAGCCACCAAUGCCAUGUGCGAGUCCAAGUGCCACAAUUUGCCAUAUUUCGUUGCUAUUUGUUUUAUGCUGAUGCUGUUCACGUUUCUGGCCACAAUGCCGGCUCUAUCCGCCACAUUAAGGUGUGUUCAGGACGAGCAGCGUUCCUUUGCUUUGGGCAUACAGUGGAUUAAGGUGCGUCUACUGGGUACCAUACCAGCCCCCCUGAUCUUUGGUGCCCUAAUUGAUGAGUCCUGUGUGCUUUGGCAUGAGUCCUGUGAUAAACAAGCGGGCGGAGCUUGCUUAGUCUACGACAACUUUUACAUUAGCAGAUACAUGUGGAUCCUGGCUCUACUUGGUAAAUUAUGCUCUGUCUUCUUCUUUUUGGGUGCCUGGUGGUUUUAUGUUCCGCCCACUAAAUUUCCGGAUGCCAAGGAGGAGAAUGAAAACUGA
Molecule: messenger RNA, 2097 nt
Organism: Scaptodrosophila lebanonensis
Lineage: Eukaryota; Metazoa; Arthropoda; Insecta; Diptera; Drosophilidae
Gene: Oatp26F
Product: solute carrier organic anion transporter family member 4A1
Exons: 7
Coding region: 1-2097 (698 amino acids)
Biological process (GO): transmembrane transport; sodium-independent organic anion transport
Cellular component (GO): membrane
Molecular function (GO): protein binding
Source: RefSeq, a predicted model, not a curated record